Aspergillus caelatus is the source of this 2493-nucleotide messenger RNA. RefSeq lists its product as uncharacterized. The record is from RefSeq and is a predicted model, not a curated record. NCBI's taxonomy places the organism in Eukaryota, Fungi, Ascomycota, Eurotiomycetes, Eurotiales, Aspergillaceae. The coding region runs from base 289 to 1764 and encodes 491 amino acids. The transcript has a single exon.
CAAACAAGUGCCGCACAACACGACGCCGAUCCUAUAUUCACCACUCCCAUUCACCAAAGCUAUACAAAACAGCAAAUUGCUCUCCCAGAGAUAUCCAGUAACACAAAACAAAUAUGGCCUCUCCUACCUUGCCAGACCAUGUAGCCACCACACUCACCUGCCAAUGCCUCUACCCGUCAUCUCAUAUCCCAGGUCUUGCGUCAAUUGCACAGUGGUAACCCGGCCCGACGCAAGCUCACCCCAAUCCCCAAACAGCAACAUAACGCAUACCCUCAUCGCCAAGCCAUAAUGUGUCAAAUGGUCGUAUUAUGGCACGCUUGUACCCACCUCGUCGUCUCUUACAUGACCUGCGCAUUCGAAGAGGCAAGAAACCACAAAGAACAGACCGCAACCACAGCGCUCGUAGACACCGACUGCUGGAUAUGUCAACAGCACCAGAAACACCCAUCCUGGGGGGCAUCGGGCACAAUGCAGCGUCUGCUUAUGACCGUCCAGAACAUGGAAUACAUCCUCGGCGUCUCGGCAAACGAAGAUGGGUUCCUGGAUAUGGUGGCCCGGUUUUACGCGCGAGGCGACCACAAGCGCUGGAUGCAGCCCGGCGUCGCAAAGGCAAAGUAUACUAAGGACGAUCCGUAUGUCCGCGGCUUGGAGGUCCAGUCAUAUCUUUGUACUCGGGGUCAGCGGGAUUUUCACAUGAACCCGGGCUAUGCCUUUGAUAUCUAUUUUGCGCUGAUGAAGCAUUCUGAUCGCGCAGACUACUCGGAUCUCAAUUGGUCCAUGACGGGGUAUCGCCCGCCUAGCAAUUUCUUCUAUGUGUCGUCUAGUAUGAUUGGCAUGUUGGCUGAUGGCUGUGGGGUUGAGCAUAGACAGAAGACGGGGGGCGCGCAUGUGGCACGGCGAUCUCGCUGCUUGUCUAAUGGUGGUAGUGUAGCAAUCCCCACGACACAGUCUAAAUUGGCAUCAUUUGGAAUUGGAGAUUCGGCAGAAAUUGGCUUGGGCCAUCUAAGGACCGCGUCAUAUACACAGGGACUCCCAACUCAGCCGCCGCUGGACGCUCAGACUACUAGCUCGGUCCAUAAUGUUAAUGGUAAUCCCGGUUCAUUACUUCCACGGCGUCCGUGCGAGACGCUCAAUGGACCCCCCAUCGCGAUGAAUCAUUACGCUCAGCAUAUCCUCCGUCCCUUGUCCCCGCUCGGAGAGCCUGGACCGUCCAUUGAGAAUCACCGUCAAGCGCUGAAUGAGAGGACAAGCCAUCAUGCGCGCACGCCCAGUCUCUUUCAUCCAAUCUUCUCAGCCGAAUAUGACGGGGAUAUCCUCACAAAUGAGGCCUCUCAAGAGUUAGACCUCCAUCACCACACCAGAUCCAACUCCUUCACCUACAAUAAUACCCUGCCGACGGAAAAUAUACCAUACCUGAACGCCACACUCCUCACCCAGAUCUACACUGACCCUUCCUCCUUCUCCCCAUCAAACGAACCCACCAGACACUCAUCCAAGAACCACAAUCCACCAGAAGACAACACACACCUCGACAUCCUGUUAUCCUCCUCCCCAAUGCUGGGAACCGCCAUCCCAAACCCCCGAAACUCAACCGCCACCAUCGACCCCAGCAUACUCAAGCUGGACAGCCUCGACCAAUUGAAUUUCACCGACGACGGAACCUGCGGCAACGGAAAAGGCAAGCAACCUAUCAGAGAUAUCUCGCAACUGGAUCCCCGUGUUCCUGGUGGCUUUGUCUUCCCGGACGAUAUGGAUAUUACUUAAAAUUAAUGAUGAGGGUGAGAGAGAGAGAGCGACAGAGAGAGAGAGAGAGGGCUGUCUUGGUCUAGACCCGCAGACCGCUUCCUUUUUUUUCUCUUUUCCUUUUUUUUUUUUUAUUAACGGAGUUAAUCUUGUCUUUGAAGCAUUGCCGAGUGGCGAGCGACGCAUGUACAUCAGUGUUCUACUUGCAGCUACAUCCACAUGAAAGCGAACUUCACUUGGCAUUUAUGCAGGUGCAGGGAGAUGGGAAUUGACGUGUACAUCGUAAAUCUGGUCGUUGCAUAUUCACAUGCGGCUGGGGUUGUGAUGUCAUUGUGGUGGGUUUGGCUUUUGUGAAGGUAUUUUUUUUUUCUUGAGAGUUUUUUCUUUGUUUCUGACUCUUUGUUUGUGGGGUUGGGGAUUACUUACUCGGGGUACAUAAAUUGUAUUGCUUCGGUUGUUUGUACAUUAGUUUAAUGGUAACAUCGAGGGUUAAGUGGUUUUGUGGUGAGAAUAUCAUUUCUCCCCUAUUUAUUUAUUUAUUUAUUUUUCUUGGUGUAUCUCCUAGGUGGAAUCUUUGAUCGUUUCAUAGAUCUGUCGAGCUGGAAAUAGGUCGUAAUGCGUAUGUGGUUCACCACAAACUGAUGGUGUUGGCGUAGAAAAGGAGAUCUAUCAGAAGUCUGCAUCACAUUGACAGAUCCUUAUCCAGCCUUACGUAUACCAUAGAUUUCUCGUAAUCAGCACCCGUCUUUC